Messenger RNA from Fusarium poae, 987 nucleotides. RefSeq lists its product as uncharacterized. The record is from RefSeq and is a predicted model, not a curated record. The coding region runs from base 1 to 987 and encodes 328 amino acids. NCBI's taxonomy places the organism in Eukaryota, Fungi, Ascomycota, Sordariomycetes, Hypocreales, Nectriaceae. The transcript is spliced from 2 exons.
AUGGACGCAACUACCGUACGACGUAUUAUGGCCCAUCAAGUUUUCUCAUUCACCGAUGAUCUAUUCAAAUGUUCCAGACCGGAGGACAAGAUCUAUGGUCUACUAUCUCUUAUCAAGUGGCGCGAUAAUUUCCCACCUGUUUGCCCGGCCUAUCACGACUCUGCUUCUUUUGAUCUAGCAAAAGCGCUUAUUUGCCAGACUGACUGGAUGAAGCCUUGCGAAAUCCAACGUAUCCUCAAAGCGUUAGAAAUAUGCUACAGUCAUAGUUGGAUGAGAGAUCUCGUCGCCAUAAGAUCUAGCGGUGCAGUCCCCGCAAAAGACAUUGAUGACAGAGAUCCGAUUCAUCGUUUCAGUGGAGCGAAUCACCUGGUCAUGUUUGUUAACCACAAUGAUUCCAACCAAUUGACGACAAGCCUGGUGUAUUCGGACGAUAAAAGCUCGCCUUUGACAAACGUGGAUAAGAAGGCAGCGAGCCUCCGGAAGCUUCCAAGCAAAGAUGCUAAAAUACAACUGCUAUUCACAGACUCCAAAGUCAGCGCCUUGGUAUGCGGCGCCGCUAAGUCUGGUGACUUGAUAAUCAAGACAGGAUAUGGACGCGGUCUUCUUGUGCUACGAUACACCGACAGUCAAGAGGAGUGUAUCAUCGUGGGACAAGGCUUACGUUGCACGGGAUACGACUUUCCUCGACGUUUACCCGAACGGUUGGACAUACUUGAAAAGAGUCUAGAGAGAUUCCAAAUGGUUGCGUUCCAUUCUAAAGAGUCCUCGCCUUUUGCACGAUCAUGGAAUGAUCGGCUUUCGGCCUUCGGGGGAACGUCAGGAAUGUCAGAAAGGGAGCGCUGUGAGAAGGAGUUGGGAUAUCUAGUAGAAGAAGCACAUUUAUUCUCAGAAGUUGGCUACAUGACAAACAUACAGCUGAAAACUAAACCUGUCGACAUGGUAGUCCUGGCAGGACAGGAUAUAGAGAAGGAUGGAUCACACAAUUAA